UGAUAUCCCACCCGUUUGACCUGAUAUCGACGAUCGAACACCACCAUGGCGUCCCAGAGCAAGCCUCGUAUAGUCUCCCAGCGAGCACAAAAUGCGUCCGAGGCCACAUCCAAGAACCUGAUGUGGGAUAUUAUGAGUGACGUCUGGUGUCCAUCCGCCAAUCCCGACGGUUAUGUCAAUGUCGGCGUCGCAGAGAAUGCUCUGAUGCACGACGAGCUUCUUAAAUUCCUGAAUAGGAAACUGGAACUGCCUGCGAAUUAUUUGACAUACAACGACGGUGGAGGCGGAUCCUUACGGCUUAGAAAAGCUAUAUGCCAAUUCCUCGACCACCACCUGAAACCCGUGAAAUCGCUUGAACCCGGACAUAUCAUCGUCACAAAUGGUGUUUCGCCUGCUAUCGAGCAUGCAUCUUGGGCGUUCGCUGAUCCCGGCGAAGGGAUAUUGUUGGGUCGGCCGUACUAUGGCACAUUUAUACCUGACAUCUCAAUGCGGCCAGGAACUCAGGUUGUCGAGGUAGCCUUUGACGAUGUCGACCCGCUUGGUAUUGCAGCAGUUGGAAAAUAUGAGGAAGCCCUUCUACAUUUCCAGCAAAGUACUGGCAAACGUGUUCGAGGACUCAUGCUCUGCCACCCACACAACCCGCUUGGGCGUUGCUAUCCUCGCGAAACAAUCAUUGGAUUGAUGAAGCUGUGCCAGAAGUAUCACAUGCAUCUCAUCAGCGACGAAAUAUAUGCCCUAUCAGUGUUUGAAAACAAAGUAGAUCAUGACGGCCCACCACCGGUGGAAUUCGAGUCGGCGUUGUCGAUUGACCUCACCGGUAUUAUCGAUGCUGAACUAGUCCAUGUUCUCUGGGGAAUGAGUAAAGACUUCGGCGCCAAUGGGGUGCGCCUGGGAGUUCUCAUUUCACAGGCGAAUGCCGACGUGCAUCUGGCGUUGAAGAGCAUCUCUUUGUAUUCCUACUCGUCGGGGAUUGCGGACCACCUCGCAGCACUUCUUCUGGAGGAUAAAGGGUUCACAGAUGCGUAUAUCAAAGAGAACCAAAAGAGACUGGCUGAUUCAUAUGCUUAUACCGUGGACAUUCUUAAGCGCGAAGGUAUCGAGCAUGCACCGGGCUGCAAUGCUGCAUUCUUCCUAUGGGUUAACUUAGGGAAGAGAUAUCGCGAACUACACCCUGGAAUUGCAGAUACCGACCCCGUUGGGGACAGAGUCAUGCAGCAGCUGUUACGGCGCAGGGUCUUCCUGGCGAGUGGCGAGCUAUUUGGUGCUGAGAAAGAUGGGUGGUUUAGAAUUGUCUUUACGCAGCCCAGGGAGUACUUGAAAGAGGCAUUAGACAGAGUAUACGCAGCAAUCAGAGAUUAAAGAGUAUUACAGCCCUGUGAGAGCCAACUAGGAGAUAGGCAGAAUUGAAUGCCGGGAUGCACGCUUCAGACUGAACCAGUGUUUUAGCGUCCAUGAAUCGAUGCCACACUAAAUAAUGAACGACCGUUUAACUCGGAG
Molecule: messenger RNA, 1497 nt
Organism: Aspergillus versicolor CBS 583.65
Lineage: Eukaryota; Fungi; Ascomycota; Eurotiomycetes; Eurotiales; Aspergillaceae
Product: pyridoxal phosphate-dependent aminotransferase
Exons: 1
Coding region: 46-1359 (437 amino acids)
Biological process (GO): biosynthetic process; amino acid metabolic process
Molecular function (GO): transaminase activity; pyridoxal phosphate binding
Source: RefSeq, a predicted model, not a curated record